Paramecium sonneborni is the source of this 1615-nucleotide messenger RNA. The record is from the annotation of a GenBank genome assembly. Lineage: Eukaryota; Ciliophora; Oligohymenophorea; Peniculida; Parameciidae.
UGAAUUCUUAAAAUUUCCUUCAAACAGCACUUACUAGAUUUAAAAUGGCUGCCAUAAAUGACAGAGUAAAUUCAGAUCAAGUAGUUACGAUUUUACAAAGUUUAAAUUAUAAUCAGUCAUAGAUCAAUUCAAUUGUUUCAUAAAUAACAUCAGAAAUAGGUAUCAGCAUUAUCUAAAUAGACAUUAAUUAGUUUUAAUAAUUACUCUAACCCAUAGAAUAAGAAAUUCCAAUUUAAAAGCUAACAUCCGAAUAAAUCUAUGCAAUAUAUGCAGAAUUUAGAUAAGCUUUGCAUUUUUAGAACAUAGAAAAGGUGAAAUAAAUAUUAAGUAUGCAAAAUGUUUCUAUUUUACUUAGCAACUUAUCAAAAAGAUAUUGAUUUAGUGAAUCGAAUUGAUCCAUAGACUCGAUAAAUAUCAACAUUUAUAGCAAUUUAAGGUUCAGAUGAAGAUAUUUCAUUGCAAUUAUUAAAGUACUUAUGUGAAUUAGGAGCAAAUAUUAAUUAUAAAGACAACCUAAAAUAAUCCAUCCUUUUUUAUGUUUGUCGAGAUGGAAGGACAAAAUUAUUUGAUUAUUUAGUAUCAUAAGGAAUCAAUAUUUCUGAUACAGAUUCAUAUGGACAAACUCCUUUGUUUUAUUCUUCUAGAGAAAAUAGAGUAGAUAUUAUUUCUAGGUGAUAUUAUUUUAAUUCUUUAGAUUUAUUAAAUUAGGUUCUGAUGUAGCACAUUUAGAUACAUUAUCAUGUUAAACAGCAUUAUUUUAUGCUGCAAGUAAAGGACAUUAUGAAGCUUGUAAAUUAUUGAUAGAUGUAUAAAUAGUUAUAAAAUUAGGCGGGAUGUCCAGUCAAUCAUUAAGAUAAUAAAAAGAAAACAGCUUUAUAUUUUGCAAAGUAAUCUUAAAAAAAAGAAGUUAUUGAUUUAAUUACUGCUAGUAUGCAAAAACAAAAAGAAGAUGUUCAUUAAAAAAAAGAGGAAAGUGUAAAAGGAGGAGAGUAAAAAUAAAAUAAAAAAAAGCAAAAAGAGAUUCCAAAAUAAUAAUAUAAAAUUUUACAUACAGAUGAUAAAGGAUAACAAAGAGAGUUAACAAAUGAAGAUUUUUAACAAUUUUAAAAUUAAUAUCCUGAAAUUGCAUCACUUAUUUUAAAUGCAGAUGAUUUUAUAGAUGAAAAUAUGAUAAAUUAAUGCAAAGAAGAUGAAACUUGGGAAAAAUAGGCUAAAAAAAUAAUAGGUAUAAAAUUAAUUUAUAUGAAAUAAAGCAUUAAUUUGGAAAGCAAAAGGAGCCUACUUUUUUCAUAAACCAGUCGAUUAGAAAGAAUUUCAUAUUACUGAUUAUUUUGAUAUUGUUAAAAAACCUAUGGAUUUUGGAACAAUAAAAGUAAAAAUAAUAAAAAAUUAAUAGAAUAAAUUAAAUGUGAAUGCUUAUAAAAAUUUUAGAGAGUUUCAUACAGAUAUGAUCUUAGUAUUUGAUAAUUGUGGACUUUAUAACGGAACAUAAAGUGCUAUAGGAUAAAUUGGAGUUAACAUUAGAAAUGAGUAUCUAAGCUUAAUUGAAUAGAAUGGGUUAAAUAAAUAUUUGUGAAUUAUUUUUACAUGUUUGGGUAUUAAAAUUUUUAAAGGG